GCGACCUUGGUUAAACGCAUGCGGUGACCACAUCCGUUGCCGUUUAAAAGACUGGACCAACAUAGGCUACGAACAUUCGCCAGAAACUCCAGUUGUCUCUGCAGGCAAACGGCGAUAUGAAUUACCAAGAUGUAGAUGGAGACCCUGGACGGAAUAAAAAUAGGGUCAAACUGCUUAUUCCACUUUGCGUAAUCAUGAUUGUUUCAGUGCUCGUGACUGUGCUCGUGCUGUGGCUCACACUUGGUACGGGUUCGUCUGGCAGUUUACAGGCAACAGUAAUGUCAAGAUGCGAAACUUAUUUGAAAGACCAAGGCGCCGCUAUGAGCCAAAUUAGCUGUGAGAAGAUCUGGGAGUCGUUCAAGCAGGCGUUCGUGGGUAAGGACCCCUGUGACGUCCCCCCUGAAUCCUACGACCCUCUCAUGCGCAUGACGUUCCAGGUUACAACGUGCGACAGGUCGCUCUUCUGGAGUAAAACUAAAGACAUCGUCCACGACUUUACAUCAAAGAAAAAUUGCUACUCGACAUUAGAGGACACUCUCAUUGGGUUCAUCUUGGAUGGGCUGACGUGGUGUGGCAGAAACAACAGCGAAGAAGUGUUAACUGAGGGGUGCCCCGGCUGGACAGACUGUGUCAACAACCCUGUCCGCUCCUUCUGGAACCGAGCGUCAGCUGCAUUUGCAGGCUGCGCACGUGGGAAGGUGUCUGCCAUGCUGAAUGGAUCCAUACCCACCCCUUUUGAUCCCAAUAGCAUUUUUGCUUCAGUAGAAGUGAAACAUUUCAACUCCACCAUCAUGAGCGACUUAAAGGUUUUGUUGGUUACCAUGGAGUCAGAUACGAAAACCUGUGAGAGUGAUGCAUCACUGAAGGAUCUGCAAAAGGCACUGGACCCUAAAAUUACAUACCAGUGUGAGAUUGUUCCUCAGACAAAAAUUGAGAACUGCAUCGCACAGCCUCAGAUAGCUUGUGGUGACUGCUGGUGACUUCACUUCAGAUGGAUGUACUAAGAAGUUGGCUCAGCAGUAAACUGGGUUACCUAAGUUAAAGGGACACUGUGUGAGAUUUUUAGUUGUUUAUUUCCAGAAUUCAUGCUGCCCAUUCACUAAUGUUGCCUUUUUCAUGAACACUUACCACCAGUUUUCAUUAUGACUGGAAAAAUUGCACUUUUCAUACAUAAAAAGGGGGAUCGUCUCCAUGGUCCGCCAUUUUGAAUUUCCAAAAAUAGCCAUUUUUAGCUGCAAAAACGAUUGUACUUGGACCAUACUAGAAAAUAUUUGUUUAAUACUUAAACUUUCCUGUAAAGAUCAAAUUUGGCAAUAGGCAGCCCAAUUUCAAUAUGCAGCAUAGUUGCAGUACCUUUUUUGACCAUUUCCUGCGCAGUGUCCCUUUAAGGUAAAUCAUCGAACAGAAGAGCCCGGAGUACUCAAUGGUUUACCUCUUAACUUAACCUGGUUUACUCCUGAACCAGCUGUUUAGUAUCGGCCCCAGGAGCCCUGUUGCAGGCCCUGAUGCCUGUCUGGACACUUGCUGCUCUUACUGUGCGCCCCAACGCACCAACGCCUCCUAAAGGAUACGGUACCUGAGUGAAGACUGGACUGCAUUGCCUUGAAGCCUUAUGACCAAAAGUAGAACUGCAGCAAUGACCCAAGAUAGCCGUUUUCAGGGACUAAUGGGGCAGCACAAACACACAUACUGUAAGCAAACACAUAUUCAGUGCAAUGGUACUUUUCAGUGUCAUUUUGGGGCGGUCUGCCCAAGGACUGUAUACUGUGCACAUAUCCCCCCAGUUAUACACUUACAGUAUACACAGAACCGAAUGAUAGGCCUACCUCACUUCCACAUUAAUACAUGUCAAUUCUAUUGAUAUUACUGCCAUGAAUCAGUACAGUAUAUGCAGUGCAUGAUGUGAACAGCUUUAGAUUUGGCUGGAACAUUAAAUGUGUAAAUUAAUGGAAGUGUUCUGAUCUGGCCACAGACAGGGGGCUUGUCUGGAGUCACACGUUUUCAGACGCAUUCCCUUCUUCAAACUGAACAGGGUAUUGCAUUGGCAACACAAUAUAUUGCGAUACUCGACUGUUAUGAGGUUGUCAUGUCAAUGAGCAAAAAGGAGAGGGAACAUUUGGGGAAAUUUGGUGAUCUAACACUGUGCGGUCCGGUUCUCGAUUCUGAUUGGCUGAUAGCCGUGGUCAAUUGAGCGUGAACCUACACCUUCCACCUGAAGAUUCUAUGCGCGUCUAAGUUAGACGCGGCACAUUAUGAAUUAUUAAUAAAAGAAUCUUUGGCGGAGCUUCGGGUGCAGGAAUGGAAUGUCAAUUAAAAAACCUGCUUCGCGUUGUGCCCCACUCCCCUUGGCCGUUAUCAAUUGAGCACAAUCCACGGCCUCUCGUGGCUUAUUGCUUAAAUAUAGCCUACAUAUUCAUGGAUCAGAAAUGUUGAUAAUGAACACUGUUAAGUAUUAUACACUGGGCCUUUAAUAUGCUACAUAGUCUAGCUAAAUAAGCUGAACAGCUACAGCUGUUUUUUGUUUUCUUUUGUUUUUGUUUGUUUGUUUUUUGUCUGUUUGAGUCUGAGUAACAUUUUGCACAGCUUAAUCGAUGUCGGGUAAGCUGCCGAGAACAUAAAUUUAUGUUUUUGUAUAACUAUUCCUGUUGUAAUAAAAUAUAAUGAUGGUAAUGUUUUACCAAGUAAUAUAGAUCUAAUUUAUAGGCCUACAAAACCAGGACAUCAAGCCUAUAGGCCUAUAUUUUAUCAGAGGACGAUGUGGGUGAUGUUAGUCUGUUCA
Molecule: messenger RNA, 2779 nt
Organism: Engraulis encrasicolus (European anchovy)
Lineage: Eukaryota; Metazoa; Chordata; Actinopteri; Clupeiformes; Engraulidae
Product: ADP-ribosyl cyclase/cyclic ADP-ribose hydrolase 1-like
Exons: 8
Coding region: 117-980 (287 amino acids)
Biological process (GO): positive regulation of B cell proliferation
Cellular component (GO): plasma membrane
Molecular function (GO): NAD+ nucleosidase activity; phosphorus-oxygen lyase activity
Source: RefSeq, a predicted model, not a curated record